GAGCAUAUUAAAUCUGCAGUAGAUAAAACAGAUGUCACAUAACCUAGACUUGUUAUCACAGCUGCUGUCAAAUGUAUGUCAUAUGUCAAAUGUAGACCACCAAUUAAAAUAACAAAUUUUUUCUAAUAAAACAAAUAAACUAGUUUAAAAUAUUAUUCAAAAAAAGGUAAUAAAAUGUUUGAUUUACCACCAGAAUUAGUGGCAAAACCAUUGGCAUUAAUUGCUUUGACAGGUCUUGAUAUAUCAAAUACAGUACAUCGUUCAAUUUGGGAUGCAUUUAGUAAUAAUCGUCGUCCAGAUUCACAUCCAAUACAAUUUAAAUUACUUCAACAAUCACAUGUAUUUCCAGUAUCAAAACAAAAAAAAAAUUCAUAUGAAUGGUAUACACCAAAAGGUAUAUUAAAACGUAAUUGGAUGACAAAAUAUCUCAAUGAAAUACCAUCAGUUGUUGUAUUUUUUUAUGAUCUUGAUUGGAAUGAUCCACAAUGGAAUGAAAAAAAAAUUGAUUGUUCAUCAAAAGUACAAUCAUUACGUUCAUCACUUGAUGGACGUAAUACAAAAAUUGCUGUUGUAUUAAUACAAAAAUCAUCAUCAGUAUCAUCAUCACCAACAGAUAAUGAAGAUACAUUAACAAGUGAUAGAGCAACAUCAUUAUGUACAUCAUGUGAAUUACAAGGUAAAUUAUUAUACAUAUUACCACAUGGUGAUCAUUUAAUGGGUUAUAUAACACGUCUUGAAAAUGCAUUUUAUGAUUUAUCACAAAAUUAUUAUCAUCAUGAAUAUAGAAUUGUUAAAAAUCAUCGUGAUCAACUUAAUAAAAAUUCACAUCAAUAUAUUAUAAUACGUCAUCAAUAUAAAAUGGCAUUUUAUAAUGAAUUAAAAAAUGAUAAAAGUAUAUCAUUACGUCAUUAUCAACAAUGUUAUAAAGAUUUAAAUGACAUACGUAUUAUUGAUACAAAUAUAUAUGAAAUUAAAUUAAUAACAAGUUUUGUUAAUUAUAAAAUAUGUAAAUUAAUGUUUUUAUUAAAUCAACCAAGAGAUGCAAUAUCACAAUUUCGUUGUCAUACUGAACGUUAUCGUAAUUUAAUUGGUAAUGAUAAUAUUAUAUUUGAACAUUAUGGAUGGAUGACAAAUCAAUAUUCAACAUUUGCUGAAUUAUUUGAUGAUGCUAUUAGACAAGGUUUACCAGCAGUACAAACACAACAUCCUGGUUAUUAUUAUCAACUUGCUGCACAUUAUGCUACUUUACGACAAAAAUCAAUUAAUAAUAUUAUUAUUAAUGAUGAUGAUAAUAAUGCUGAUGAUAAUAAUAUUGAAGAUGAUGAUAAUAAAAUUGAAUAUUAUGGACAAAGAUCAUUUAUUAAAUUUGAACAAAAAAAUAAUAAUUUAAAUAAUAUGACAAUUAAAUUAUUACAAUUACGUGAAAAAAAAAUUAAUCAUUCAAUGAUUAUUAUUGGUUUAUUAGGUAAUGCAAUAUCACAAUUUAAAAUUUAUCGUUGUCCAAGAAUGAGAAGAUUAUUAGUUGUACAAAUGGCUAGUGAAUAUUUUAAUGUUAAAGAUUAUGGUAAAGUAUUGACAUUAUUAAUGCAUAUGUUAUGGGAUUUUCGUAGUGAAUGUUGGCCAAUAUUAUUAACAGAUAUAUUAAAAAAUGCACUUAAAGCAGCAUUUUUAUCUGUAUCAAUACAAGAAUAUUUAACACUAUGUAUUGAAGCACUUGGUCCAAAAAUAUUAUUAAAUAAACAACAUAAAUUAAUAAUACGUAAUAAUAUAUAUAAUAUAUUAAAAAAAACAAUACCAAUUGAAGAACCAGAUUUACCAGAUGAUGAUAAAUUAAUAUCUAUUAAUAAAUGGAAUAAUGAAAUUAAUAAUAUUGAUAAAUUAGCAUUUACAAUUGAUGAUAUGAAUAUUAUAAAUUUUAUUCAAUUAAAAAUUAAAUUUACAAGCAAUAAAUUUUAUAUUGGUCAAUUUAUUAAUAUUGAAUUAUUUAUACGUAAUUUAUAUGAUGAUAAUAUUGAAUUUUCAAAAAUAUCAAUAUCAAUUAAAUUACCUGGUAAAAAUAUUGAAUUAUUUAUUGAUGAAAAUUCUAAUGAUAAUGGUAAUUUUAAAUUUAAUAAUAAUGAAAUUAAAAAAUUUAAUUGUCAAUUUGAUACACCAAAUUUUAAUGAUGGUACAGAAAUACAAAUAAAUAAUGUAUCAUUAUAUUUUGGUAAUGAUAAAAAUUUUUCAAUUAUUAUGAAAUAUACAUCUUUGUUUGGUGAUUGUACAUUAUUAGAACGUACAUAUUCAGAAAUUCAACAAUUACGUGGUACUUAUUUUGAUAAAAUAAAAUCUGUAAUUGUUGCUGAAAUUAAACAUGAAGAUAAAAAUUUUAAACUUGAUAUUGAUGCAAAAGUACCAGCUUUAUUAAGUGAAUGGAUGCCAAUAAAAAUAUUAAUAUCAUCAAAUCAAGAUAUUUCAAAUGUCAUUAUUCAGGUUAAACAAAUAUUAGCUGAAAAUAGUAAUGAUCCAGCAGUUGAAUUGAGUUUAACAACAGAUAAUAAAAAAUUACAUGAAAAUAAUCAAAAUUCAAUAAUAAUUAAUAUUGAUAAUGAAAAUAUUAAUGAUAAAAAAAUUGAAAAAAUAAUAUUUGUAAGAUGUCAUCAAAUUGGAAUAAGAAAUUUUAUAUUUCGUGUUGAAUAUCAAGGUAAUAAUGAUGAUAUAAAACGUAAUAAAGAAUUAUCAUAUUCAUUAAAAAUAGUUAAACCAUUUGAUGUAACAACACAAUUUUAUACAAAAUUAUUUGAACCAUUAACAAAAGCAUUUGUUAAUGAACAAUUUAUAAUGAUGCCACAUAUUGUUUGUACAUCACCAUGGCCAUUAAAAAUAAUUGAUUCAUCAGUUGAAUUAGGUAAUUCAAUUGUUAAAUUAAAUGAUAAUAAUAAUUGUGAUAAUAAAAGUUUAUUAAAAAAUAUAAUAUUGACGGAUGGUGAAACAGCAACAGAUGCAUUUUGUAUUGUACCAAAAAUUGGUAGUGAACAACCAACAUCAACUGGUGUUUAUACAAUUAAAUGGCAAAGAAAUAAUAAUAAUAAUGAUAUUAAUGAUAUUAUUGAAACAAGUACAAGUGUUACAUUGGCACCAUUGUGGGUUGAAGAUGUUGUUGUUGGUAUUGAUGCUAAUAUACCAGCUCAUGGAUUUGUUAGAACACCAUUAUGUAUAACAUAUAUUAUUAAAAAUCAUUCAGAUUUAUUAUUUACACUUAGACUUACAAUGGAAGCAAGUGAUGCAUUUAUGUUUGCUGGACAAAAACAAAUUGAUAUUUGUAUUAGACCUAAAAAUAAAAAAAAAAUUGAUUGGAUACUUAGACCACUUGUUGCUGGUUUUGUUGCAUUACCAACAUUGUCACUUGCUGUUCCAAUUGAUGAAGAACAUAAAGUUAAUAAAGUACGUCUUGCUGAAGUUAUGGAACGUUCAUUACCAACCCACAUUUACAUUAUGCCAAAAUCUCAGGUUGUUGAAGCAUGAAGAACCAGUCAGAAAAUAAUAGACAAUUAACAAAAAAAUAUAUAUAUAUAUUUAUAGUAUUAUAAUACGUGGGCUUCCACGUAAUUAUUUCAAAUUAAAUUUUUAUUAAUAAUAAUAAAACAAAGAAAAAUUAUUAUCGUGUUUAUUUAUUUUUAUAUUGUUACA
This is a messenger RNA of Aphidius gifuensis, 3669 nucleotides long. RefSeq names its product trafficking protein particle complex subunit 11 (gene gry). The transcript is spliced from 5 exons. Gene Ontology annotation, cellular component: cytoplasm. The record is from RefSeq and is a predicted model, not a curated record. Bases 175 to 3504 code for a protein of 1109 amino acids. Lineage: Eukaryota; Metazoa; Arthropoda; Insecta; Hymenoptera; Braconidae.